This is a messenger RNA of Talaromyces amestolkiae, 1353 nucleotides long. RefSeq lists its product as uncharacterized. Bases 1 to 1353 code for a protein of 450 amino acids. The transcript has a single exon. NCBI's taxonomy places the organism in Eukaryota, Fungi, Ascomycota, Eurotiomycetes, Eurotiales, Trichocomaceae. The record is from RefSeq and is a predicted model, not a curated record.
AUGUUGCUCGAAAUCGCAAUUACCAGGUUCAAUGUGCAGUGGAUAUGGCUCSAUGUCGCCAUGAUCAGCCAAAACAAAACCGUUCGAGCAAUGGCCAUUAAUUCCAUGGAUACUGUGUACUCAACCGCCAAAGCGACACUCGUCGUCGACAGACUCCUCCUCAACUUCAUCCCCAGGGCAGAAGACGAUAAGCAAACUGCUCUAGCAAUCACAGCAUCGGACUGGAUGACCCGUCUCUGGACCAUGCAAGAAGCCAUGCUCAGCCAGAACCUCCUCAUCUUGACGAACCGCGACUCUCCACCGAUUAACCCCCGAACCCUCCUCCACCGCAUCAUCCUCGCCAACCACGAUCCCACGCGCUGGCAACAAUACAUCGCCAUCAAACUCCUCUCCACAAUGGCGCACGACCCCAUACCAUCUCUCCGCAAGAUCGUAACCUUCAGCUACGAACGUACAACCACGAAACCAAUCGACAUGGUCCGCGCUUUGUAUCCAUUAUUCGGACUCAAGUGGCCCGACGCAGAAACGACGCUUAUACAAGGGCAGAUUCUGCUGUUGCAGCGUUUGGGUCAGGAGGCUGCUAUAUUGACCAGUCUCAGCAGCCCGAUUGGGCUACCGUCGCCGUGGGGAUGGGCGCCUUUAGUUAUUCCCGGUGCGUCGGGAGGAAGUAUCUCUGGCUAUGGUCGGCAUGUCACUAAAGAUGGUCUAGUAGGCGCGUGGAGCUGGCUUGAAGUCGUGCCUGUGGCUAUGGAGCCGCAAGGUGCGGUCAAGGGACGGCUGUCCUCGAACAAGGGAUGGAUGUUUGAUUUUAAGCGCAGUUUUAAAGAUUCUCGAAAGUAUCGUGAGCCGCCAACAGCCGGAGCAGCAGCAGCAGCAGGAGGAGGAGGAGGAGGAGGAGGAGGAGGAAGCACGAUACUACAUCAUCUGAACCACGCCGUCGGCAUAGGUGCCGACAUUCUCAAAUCCAGCAUCAUAACCACCUUCUCUCAAUGGUCCGGCCCACCAAAUGCAGACCUUGAACUCUCAAAACUGGUUGGCAUGAAACACGUCUAUGCCGUUUUCCGUCAAGCACACAAUCCAAACGAGCAGUUCAAAACUCUGGUCACAUACACUGCGAACGACCCCUGGCCGUGGCACGGCCAGAAACUGUUUUUCAUUGCAUCUGCCGAUCUGAGCGCGCAGACUCGUGAUGCAGUUCUGAACCCGCACGACGCGCCGCAGUAUCUGGAUCUGGUGGUUGUGGAAUCGGAGAAGAGUGGACGGUACGUAAUGAAGCGGGUUGGGAAGGUGGUUACGAUGGGUGUGCGGCUCAGGGGUGGGAACGAGGAGGCGAUUCAGGGGUUGCUUCGUUGA